AUGGCGACCAAGGAGGGGAAGUCAAACAAGUUGAGCUUCCAGCUCAAGACGCCCAAGGGCACAAGGGAUUGGAUUGGUGUUGACAUGAUCAUACGUGAAUCAAUCUUCAGCGCCAUCACCGAAGUCUUCAAGCGUCACGGAGGUACACAACUAGACACACCGGUUUUCGAAUUGAAGGAGAUCCUGGCGGGCAAAUAUGGCGAGGACUCUAAGCUUAUCUAUGACCUUGCCGACCAAGGUGGAGAGGACAGCGCUCUUCGAUACGACUUGACGGUGCCGCUUGCUCGGUGGCUCGCCAUGAACACGUCAGUGCAGCACAUUAAGCGAUUCCAAAUCGCCAAGGUGUAUCGACGGGAUCAGCCGGCAGUUGCGAAAGGACGGAUGCGCGAGUUCUACCAGUGCGACUUCGAUAUCGCCGGUUCCUACGAUGCUAUGAUUCCCGAUGCCGAGAUCCUGCGGAUAGUGGUGGAGGUGUUUGAGGCGCUCAACAUGCGCGAUUAUAUCACGAUUAAGCUUAACCACCGGAAGAUCCUCGACGGGUUGUUCGGGGCGUGUGGCGUUCCUGAAGAUAAGAUUCGCGCGAUAAGUUCCGCGGUUGACAAGCUUGAUAAGCUUCCAUGGGAUCAAGUUAAGAAGGAGAUGGAAGAGAAAGGGCUGGAACCAGAAGUUGCGGAUAAGGUUGGAAAAUACGUGAAGCUGAGCGGUGGCCGUGAGAUUUUGGACGCCAUCAAGGCCGAAGAAGUGCUCAUCGCCAACGAGAACGUGAAAAAGGGUGUUGAGGACCUGGAACUCCUCUUCAAAUAUCUCGAGGCUUUCGACGCAUUAGACAAGAUCUCCUUCGACCUCUCCCUUGCCCGAGGCUUGGACUACUACACUGGUCUCAUCUACGAAGUGGUUACACCACUGUCCUCCGCCGAAGGGUUCGCCCAGUCUCAGAAGAAAUCCAAGUCAAAAUCAAAGCCAAAUGGAGAGGACCAGAAUAUUGGUGUUGGAAGUAUCGCUGCAGGUGGACGAUACGAUGAUCUGGUUAACAUGUUUGCGAAGAAGCGUCAAAUCCCCUGUGUUGGUAUCUCAUUCGGUGUCGACCGAAUUUUCACAAUCAUGAAGCAGCGCCUUGAGAGUGAGGCCGAACAAGGCAAUGGCACUAUGCGCGCCAGCGAGGUCGAUGUCUUCGUCAUGGCUUUCGGUGGAAAGGGUUUCAAUGGCCUGCUCGUCGAGCGCAUGUCUGUUGCCAAUCAGCUGUGGAAGGCAGGCAUCAAGGCCGAAUUCGCCCAAACGGUCAAGCCCAAGCUGCCGCAGCAGUUCAAGCUGGCAGAGGCCGGUGGUAUCCCACUCGCCGUCAUCCUGGGAGAGGACGAAUUAGCAGCGGGCAAGGUUAAGCUAAAGGAGCUUGGACUGCCCGAGGGCCACCCAGAAAAGGACGGUGCUCUGGUCGCGAGAGAAGAUCUUGUGGAGGAGAUCAAGAAGAAGCUGAAUAAAGCCUCCUUGCCGAUUCGCUAG
Molecule: messenger RNA, 1500 nt
Organism: Aspergillus mulundensis
Lineage: Eukaryota; Fungi; Ascomycota; Eurotiomycetes; Eurotiales; Aspergillaceae
Product: histidine--tRNA ligase
Exons: 5
Coding region: 1-1500 (499 amino acids)
Biological process (GO): histidyl-tRNA aminoacylation; mitochondrial translation
Cellular component (GO): mitochondrion; cytoplasm
Molecular function (GO): ATP binding; histidine-tRNA ligase activity
Source: RefSeq, a predicted model, not a curated record